UAGUACACAGCGUUGUACGAGAUCUUCAGUUUCUUGGCAAUUUCUCACAUGGAAUAGCCUUCAUUUCUCAGAACAAGAGUAGACUGAUGAGUUUCAGAAGAAAGUUAUUUGUUUCUGGACAUUUUGAGCCUGUAAUCAAACCCACAAAUGCUGAUGCUCCAGAUAUUAAACUAGUCUAAAGAAGGCCAGUUUUAUUGCUUCUUUAAUGAGCACAACAGGUUUCAGCUGUGCUAACAUAAUUGCAAAAUGGUUUUCUACUGAUCAAUUGGCAUUUUAAAAGGAUAAACUUGGAUUAGCUAACACAACGUGCCAUUGGAACACAGGAGUGAUGGUUGCUGAUAAUGGGCCUCUAUAUGCCUGUAGAUAUGUAGAUAUUCCAUAAAAAAUCUGCCGUUUCCAGCUACAAUAGUCAUUUACAACAUUAACAAUGUCUACACUGUAUUUCUGAUCAAUUAGAUGUUAUUUUAAUGGACAAAAAAUGUGCUUUUCUUUCAAAAACAAGGACAUUUCUAAGUGACCCCAAACUUUUGAACUGUAGUGUAUGUGACAUGAUAAUACAUAUGCCAACAUUUUAUCAGGAAUUCUUUGAAAAGAAAAAAAUGCAGAGAAAGAUGAAAACCUUAGGAAUACCAACCUCUCCUAAAGGAGCCAGUUCUGGAAGUAUGGACCUAGUGACUUUAUUCAUAGUAAACCAGAUUGCUGCAAAGAAAGAAAACAAUGAUCAGCCAAAGAUAACUCACAUCACUGAUGAUAAAGGAGGACCCAAGUCGAUGAGGGAGGGGCCCCUGGAGUUACCCAUGAGCCCUUGCUCCCCAUCACGGCUUUCCCUUGUGGAGAGCCAGCCUUUGUACAGUGUCCAGACUGCUAGAAAGAGAAAGCACUGCAUUCCUGAUGGAUUCAAGUGUAGACAGCUCUCACCAGUGCUGGAGUCGAACAUGUCAGACACCAGUACGUCAGACUACCAGCAACGCAUCCAGGACACCCUGAGCCCCUUCUGCUCGGCAUCGUCGUCAGUCUCCUCCUCAGGGGCAGGCCUGUUCUCCCUCCAGCACAUAGCACAGGUCAAGCCACAGCUACACUGCUCCCCUAGAACCCCAUGGGAUACCUCCACCUCAGAGCAACUACAGUUUAGACCUUUCUCUCAGCCAGGAGGGAGGAGAGAGUGUUCCCCGUGGGCCACAGGACCAAGUGGACCCAAACAGCAGCUGAACAUGACCCCCACUGUGUCCAGAGUACUGUUUGGAGGCACAGAGCCUGACACAGACACCAGAGACCAUAUCAUGCACGCAGUGGGGUUCUCUAUCAACCAAUCGGAGGGCAAAGACCACACCUUGGAGUUCUCUCUCAAAGAUCAGACAAUGAAGUUCUCUCUCAACCAAAUAGAGAGUGAAGAGCAACACGAGAAAACACUCUUCAGGGCCUGCAGUAAUGAGGAAUAUGGAAGUGAAGCUAAUUUUAAGAAGGGGAUGUCUAAGAUAUAUCUCAAGGAGGAAGUACCAACGUCUUCCAGAGAUGUGAAUGAAUCACAGAGCCAAGACCCUGAACCUGAUUUUCUGACUCAGGUUUCCAACUGCACUGAUGUCAGUUCAUCUUGUCCUGGAAACACUCAUCAUGGUCCUAAGGAAUUCUGCGAAUCAUCGCCCAGUUACUCUCCAAGAGGAGGUUACUUUAGUUCAGACUCUGAUGAUGACGAGGUGGAGGAUUAUCACCAGUGUCACCAGGGUGGAUCCUCACAGUCACACACAGUGAGGUCCUGUAGUGAAGAGUUCCCUAUCCUCAGCCAAGGUUCAUCACAUUGGAACACACAACAACUGGGUCACCCUCAGUCUCAACCCAGACCUUACACCCCACCCAUUAGGCCUCAAUGCACAGGGAACUGUGGAAACGACCAGAGAGCUUUGGAGAGCUCCGGCUACACUGAGAGACGGUCAGGCUGUACAGUUACAGAUGACAGUAACGGCCAGGUUAGGGUUAUAAGUGAUCAGUAUGUCCCAUCUUGUCCUCUGUCUGAAUCACAGUGCUCUGAGAUUCACCAACAAAAGAUGGAAGCCACUGGAACACGAGAAACACAAACACGAGAAAUGGGAACACAGACUGUCACCACCAUCACCUCGAAAUGUCCAACAUCGGACAUUUCAACUCAGUGCAGUUUUGGACUGGAGUGUAAAGAGAACAACCUCAUGGACUCUGAAUCCCACAAGUCUGCUUACAAUGUAAUACCGACCCCAACUACCAGAGGGCAGUCAAGUCACAGAGAUGAGUCUAUGAGACAACAGACACACAGAGCAUUAUCAGACAGAUCCAGGAAGGAGGGAGAAGAGCAAACGCCAUGGAGAAAAUCAACAGCCAGAGAGCUCAAGGCUGGAACUGGGCACCAUCCAUCAAUCAUCCCUUCUAACAAGUGUCGUAACACUAACACUGAGAGUAGAGUGUUUAUUCAGAGACCCACUACCUCUAUACUAGACGUUCUCACCACCAAUGAUGUAAAAGACUUGAGAGAUGAGCAGCUGCAGCAUAGAGAACAGGAAGAUGAAAGAGAGGUCCUGGAACCUGUUGAGAAUGUUCCUCUUAGAGAAGACCUUCCAGAUGACAAAGAGGAGAAACGGAGAGGGAGUGCAGAGGAGAGGGAGGAGGUCACUGCUGAGAGCGGAGUUAACAGGCUUUCAGAGGAGGUUGAGACACUUCAGGAAAUAGCAGACAUUCUGCUCAUGCUGAAGCAGAGGAAAAAAGAUUAGAGGUGGGAAGGACAGGAGAGGAGAGUAUCCCUUUAAGAGUUGUGGACAAUACUAUCAACUACAUCCCAUUACUACAGAAUCUGUUUCUGCAUAUUUAAAGGUUUAUAACAAUGCCCUUGGGAUUCUACAUUAAAACGAAAGCCAGACAUUGCAAGAUAAUUAGUUUAUUUUUUCCCAAUACAUAUUUAAGUGUUCUAGAUUCUCAUGAAUAUAUUUACUUUGAUAGAAUAUAAAUUCUAGCAAAACAUUUACAGCAACAAUAAUCAAAUGUAUACUAUACAGCACUGGAUGCAUUUUUUUUUAAAUUCUUCACUAGUUCUUCUUCAUAAUCUAGAAUAGAAACAAUGCAUUUAAUUUGUUUUCACAUAGAAACAAUUGCACCCGUUCACCAUAAACACAUUGGAUGUCCCCAUUUAGGAAUUAAAGCAAAGAAGGCAAUAUAAUAAUAACACAAUGGGUUGUCAAGGGGUUGUUGAGCAUUUUUCAUAAAAUCACAAAACAUCAAAUAACUUGUUUGACACUAUCUCAAGUUUGUUACAUGACGGCAAUGUUGUCACCUUUGUGAAGGGGCUGUGCAAUAAAGUGUUUUCUCUAUAAAACACUGUGAUAAUAAAAUAAAAAAGACAUAUCUUCCAGUGAACCUCCAGUUUAGACUACCUC
This is a messenger RNA of Oncorhynchus nerka (sockeye salmon), 3395 nucleotides long. RefSeq lists its product as uncharacterized. The coding region runs from base 468 to 2735 and encodes 755 amino acids. NCBI's taxonomy places the organism in Eukaryota, Metazoa, Chordata, Actinopteri, Salmoniformes, Salmonidae. The record is from RefSeq and is a predicted model, not a curated record. The transcript has 11 exons.